This is a messenger RNA of Fusarium vanettenii 77-13-4, 555 nucleotides long. RefSeq lists its product as uncharacterized. Lineage: Eukaryota; Fungi; Ascomycota; Sordariomycetes; Hypocreales; Nectriaceae. Bases 1 to 555 code for a protein of 184 amino acids. Gene Ontology annotation, cellular component: endosome. The transcript is spliced from 5 exons. The record is from RefSeq and is a predicted model, not a curated record. Gene Ontology annotation, biological process: vacuolar transport.
AUGACGACUCCAUUCCCCAAUCUCUACACACAUCGCAAGGUCGCCGACACGGCAGCCAAGGCCUGCGACAUCUGCUACAAGUCCAGCACGUCGGUGCUGAUCACGCCAGACAAAAAGGACCGCUACUUUUGCACACCCAAGGUUGAUGAGGAGGCCGAGAAGGCCAAGCGUGAGAAGGAGUUAGAGGAGGAAAAGGAAAAGGUCAAGAAGGAGUACGAGGAGAAGCAGCGUAAGAAGAAGGAGAAGGAAGAGAAGGAAAAGAAGGACAAAGAUAAGAAGAAGAGCAAAGAUGAGGAUAAAGAUAAGGAUAAGGACAAGGAUGAGAAGGAAAAGGACGAUGAGACCAAGGACAAGGAAGAGGACAAGCCGACGCCUGAACCCGAAGAGCCCCGCGUGUUUGAGCUAAAGAGCUCAUUUUACCAACAACGGUUGAUGAAGAAGCGACAGGCCGAGGCAGCAAAAGUCCAACGGGAACGAAUGUCAAAGCCCGGUUACUUUCCAUCCGUCCCCACGGAUGCUCCCAAUUUUGAGCGACAACCUGCGUUGUUUGUGUGA